Phragmites australis (common reed) is the source of this 1248-nucleotide messenger RNA. RefSeq lists its product as uncharacterized. The transcript is spliced from 2 exons. The coding region runs from base 133 to 651 and encodes 172 amino acids. NCBI's taxonomy places the organism in Eukaryota, Viridiplantae, Streptophyta, Magnoliopsida, Poales, Poaceae. Gene Ontology annotation, biological process: response to karrikin. The record is from RefSeq and is a predicted model, not a curated record.
UAAAUCUGGUAGCGCUGUGAAAAAGUCCAUUUCUGAACAUGUUUUCUUAAAAGGUCCAUUUGUAAAAAAUGUUUUCUAAAAUGACUGAAAAGUAAAAAUUCUACUAGGAUCUCAGCUGGAUGUUCCUGGUUGAUGGGGCAAUGGGGCUGUGCACUGUCACGUAGGAUCUCAGCUGGAUGUUCCUGGUUGAUGUGGCCUAGCACGGCGUCAAGAGCCAUGGCGCCGUAUGUAAAUAGCUCGACGUCACGAUCUAUGGGCAUAGAAGCGUUAUCCCUCACACAUCCACUCGUCGCCGCCUCUGCUCCCAGCCUGCGCCACUGCCUCCUGUCGGCUCACGAGUCCGUGCCACCGCAGCAGCCCGUGGGGCCGCCUCCCCCGGCUGCCCCACACGAGCCUGUGCCACUACCGCCCGUGUUCGACAUCUCGCGCUACGCCACGCUCGUGGGCGUGCUCGACCUCCACGCCGUCCUCCAGGAGCUCGGGGUCGAGUCCUGCAUCUACCUUGGCCACUCCGUCUAUGUCGUCAUCGGCGUGCUCAUCUCCAUCUCCAGGCCGGACCACUUCACCAAGCUCGUGCUCCUCUCCGCAUCGCCCAGCCAUCCUUUUCAUGAACAAUCUCAAGGGUCAUUACAGCCGAUUCAGGAAAAUUGAGGAGUCCGCAUCUUCUAAGAACUGAUCGGAUAUCACAUCCUGACAUUUCAACAACAGAGAAAAAGGAACACACAGAAUCAGAAGCCAGAUUUCUACAUUCUUCUUCAGCUCAGAGUGUUUUUUCGCUAUUCUGCAAGACUACAACAACUGUCAAUAACUAUUGACAGUUUUCAAAGGGGUGGAGACCAUUUUGUUGCACAGACCAGUUUUGAAAGGGGCGCCAUUGUCGCCAUGAGCACCCUCCUCGCAGCGCGCCGCGUCACCCUUGUCAUCCUCGCAGCGUGCCACGCCGCCGCUGUUGUCCCGGCCGCGGCCUCCUAUCUUGAUUUGGAGCUAGGGUUUGGGAUCCAUGGUAAGGUUUGGGACAAAAAGGUUUGAGGGUUCAUGGUGAGGUUUGAGGCUCUGUUUUGGACCGAGGCAUGGGUUCACGAUGUGAGGUUUUGUGCUCUGUUUUAGACCGAGGGUAAUAUUGGUAUUUUGAGAAUAUUUGACAUGCUAAAUCACGGUAACAUCACAGUAAUGGCAUGGGGUGCAAGUUUUGGACUGCCAGUGGUACACAGUAAAAUUGAACUUUGUCGAUGGCAAAUUAUGAAUUGA